UUGGAUUUGAAAGUUCAAAAAAAAAAAACAAAAACGAAAACAAUGUCAAUACAAUCAUCAACAUUGAAAAUAAAUCAUGCAUGUGAAAGUGGUAAAAAAUUUGCCGAAUUAUUCUAUGAACAAUUGGAUAAGAAUCGUCAUUUAAUCGGUCAACUAUAUCAUGAUACAGCAACAUUAAUAUGGAAUGGUAAUCAUAUUGUUGGCAAAACAAAUAUUGUACAAUUCUAUAUGAAUCUACCGGCUAUUGAUACAAAUCUACAUGGCAUUGAUUCACAGCCAGUAUCACAGAUCAUAUCAAAAGAUCAUACCAGUAUAUUGGUCACCUGUAAUGGACGUAUGGCCAUUAAUCGUAAACAACAACAUUUUAAUGAAUCAUUUAUGUUGAUUGCCGAGAAUAAUGUAUGGAAAAUUGUAACGGAUACAUUUCGAAAUUAUUGAUUCACAUCAAAUCAAUCAAAUCAAAUCAAAUCAUUUGUAUAAUAUAUACGCAUACAUGAAUUUAUUAAUAUAUAUUCAUCAUUAAUCAUCAAAAUGAUAAUCUAAAAAUAACGAAAAAUUGAAAU
Dermatophagoides farinae (American house dust mite) is the source of this 563-nucleotide messenger RNA. The record is from RefSeq and is a predicted model, not a curated record. Lineage: Eukaryota; Metazoa; Arthropoda; Arachnida; Sarcoptiformes; Pyroglyphidae.